UUCAAGUAAUGUUCCGGGAAUAUAUAUGUCAAACCUCUAAGCUUAACAAGGAAAACCACAAUCCAAGUUUUUUUCUUCGUCACAAUUUGAUCAUUGGUGUUUGAGGUUGAUCGGUUUAAUGGCUUCAGGAGGAUCAAAAUCAAUAGCUUUAAUCCUUUUAGCCCUAAACCUAGUGUUGUAUUUCAUCGUGAUUGUAAUUGCUUCAUGGGCAAUGAAUCAUGGGAUUCAAAGAUCUAAGGAAGCAGCAUCAGUUUUGACGACUCCAGCUAAAAUAUUCCCAAUAUACUUCCCUAUGGGGAACAUGACAACUGGUUUUUUCAUAAUUUUCACUCUUAUUGCUGGUGUUGUUGGAUUCACUACCUCAAUAACUGGAUUGAAUAACAUAUUCCAGUGGAAUGCUCCUAAUUUGAAUGCUGCAGCUAUGUCUUCAUUGACAACAUCGGCACUCACUCUACUAGCUAUGGGAUUUGCAUGUAAAGAGAUUGAACUUGGCUGGACUGAUUCAAAUCUAAGAACCCUUGAAACGAUAACAAUAAUUGUUAGCGCAACACAACUGUUAUGCACUGGUGUUAUCCAUGUUGGGGCUUCAGAAGUUAUUCAUAAUUAUUAGAGAAUUGCAAGAGUAUGAGUUUGGUUUCGGUUGGUGGCAUAUAUGAAUUCUCAAAAGAAGAAAAUAUCUCAAUUACUUAGUUGUGAUUUUAUUCCUUGAUUUUUUAUACACAAAUUGUUUCAGUC
Molecule: messenger RNA, 735 nt
Organism: Lathyrus oleraceus (garden pea)
Lineage: Eukaryota; Viridiplantae; Streptophyta; Magnoliopsida; Fabales; Fabaceae
Product: membrane protein PM19L
Exons: 4
Coding region: 119-610 (163 amino acids)
Source: RefSeq, a predicted model, not a curated record